This is a messenger RNA of Drosophila takahashii, 1385 nucleotides long. NCBI's taxonomy places the organism in Eukaryota, Metazoa, Arthropoda, Insecta, Diptera, Drosophilidae. The record is from RefSeq and is a predicted model, not a curated record.
AUGCGUUUGUUUGGAGCUAGCCUGUUUGUUUUGAAGGCGAUAAUAUGGCUUCCCAUUGCUGUCUAUGUCCCAGCUUUAACCUUCAAUCAAGUGUCAGGAAUUGGAAUCCACACCAUCACACCCAUUGUGGUCAUAAUCUGUACAUUCUACACCUGCGUGGGCGGAAUUAAGGGCGUGGUCUACACGGAUGUCGUUCAGAGUGUUAUUAUGUAUGGAUCCCUCAUCGUGAUUAUGAUUAAAGGAACCUUGGAUUUGGGUGGCCUAGGAAAUGUGUGGCGUAUUAAUCAAGAAGGUGGACGCCUAAAUACCCCCGAAUGGACUAUGGAUCCCACAGUUCGUCUGAGUGUUUUCUCUGUUUUUGUGGGUGGAACUUUCUUUAAGCUGCAGAGCACCUCGAUCAAUCAGGCCACCGUUCAGAGAUUCAUGUCUUUGCCUUCAUUGAAAGCCAUCAAACAAACGCUGUUUACCUUCUCCAUUGGACUUACCAUGCUCUAUAUGGGAUGCGUCUAUGUGGGAUUGGUUUGCUAUGCCACCUAUUAUGACUGCGAUCCCAUGUCUACAGGACUUGCUGGACGUCGAGAUCAGUUGGUUCCUCUGCUGGUGAUGCGUGUUUUGGGAGUUGUUCCUGGACUGCCAGGUCUUUUUGUGUCUGCCGUUUUUAGUGCUGCCUUGAGCUCUUUAUCAACGCUCCUUAACUCCCUGGCCGCCGUAAUCCUGGAGGUCUUUGUAAAACCACGAAUGGGCAAAUCGAUGAAGGAGAGUCACGUGGCUCUGACCAUGCGGGUGGUGGUGGUGACCUUCGGCAUUAGCUCCAUUUUCAUGGUCUAUGUGGUGGAGAAACUGGGCAUGGUGCUGCAGCUGUCGGCAACGCUCCAGUCGAGUUUAUAUGGACCGAUGUUGGGCAUUUUUACCGUGGGAAUGCUGAUGCCUUGGGUUGGCGAAAAGUGCGUUUUUGUGGGCAGCAUUUGUUCUUUUGCCACCAUGGCCUGGAUAGCGGUUAAUGCUCAAAUUGCCAAUAUUACCGGUUCAUUCCGACACACCAAAUUGCCCGUUUCGGUGGAGAAUUGUGAAUACGAUUUCGAUAUGAGUCGCUACCUCAACUCCACUUCGGAAUACCUCACCAGGGCACUUCUAUAUAUCCACAUGUCAUUCCUUUUAUAUGCCAUGUUGGGAGCCCUGCUAACCAUUGUUCUUUCUAACUUGGCCACUUUUGUUUUUGGACGUCAGAAUAUCAAGGAUGUGGACGAGAAUCUAUUGUCUCCUUUUGUUCAGCGCUACCUGCGAAAGAACAAUUACUACGAAACUGUGGAGCUCAAGAAGGUGGAUGUUCCAAAGCUCAGCGAAAGUUCCGAUUAGGCAGCUAUAAUGGAUUGUUACCAUUUUUA